GAGUAUGCAAAGAAUAUUGCAGUUCCUUAUAUUUGUUUGAGGGAAUACACAAAGAAUAGCAGACUUCCUUGUAUUUGGGCUCCAGAUAUUUUAGAGCCCAAUAAUUCCUUGCAAGUGUUUCAUAAUCCUUGCAUUGAUCAAGGCGGGAGAGUCUGGCGCUAAAAUGAAAAAACUUAAUACAAGGAAUUGUACAAUUCCUUGUUUUGUGUGCAUUGAUACUGCAAGGAUUUGAGAUUAUUCCUUGUAUGUAAUAAAAAAACAAGGAACCCAGUCCUUACUUCCUUUGCCGAUAUAAAUAGAAAAAUAGACACAUAGAAGCUUCUCUCACGUAUCCCAAAGACCAAUUCUGAAAGAUCUGGAUAAUCUCUCAAAAUUUAUCGACGAACUCUUACGAAUACCGUCGGUGCUCCUUGUUUCUGUCAAUUUUCCUAUUCGUCUUUGGCUUUAGGAGAAGACCUUUCUUCAUCUCUCUCGUCCUUGAUGUCAUUCACAUGAUGAUAGUUGUAUUCAGGUUGACACUUGUGUUGCUGGUGGGGGAAAAGUGCUAAUUCCUUCAGAAAGAGCUCAGGUUCCUUUUGACUGCUUCUACUGCUUCUAAUUGGACGGCAAGUCUCCAGGCCUGCUAGAUUAUUUACGAGGGCUUGCUACACCUAAUUGAGUUAAAGAUCAUUCAACAACGUCAUUAUUGAUCCUGAUUGCUUUGCUAUAAAAGUACAAGGAAACCAUUAAGGUCAUUAGAAUCCUCCUGAAACCAUUUGCGUGAAGUCAUUGAGUUGAGCUUGUGUAGUCCUCAAAGAAGCUAAGGAAAAGAUUAUUGGGAACAUACAAGAAGUAUGUGCGUAAUAAAGCUCAUCCAGAGGGUUCCAUUGCGGAGGCAUACAUUUCGUAUGAGGCAUUAACCUUUUGUUCAAUGUACUUGCGUGAUGUUGAGUCAUCUCAUAAUCGUCCAGAACGGAAUGAUGAUGGGGUUGAAUCCAAAGCAAAGAUUUCUGUAUUUGCUCAGAAAGUACGUCUCACUGGUGGUAGUAAACUGGUAGAAUAUUCAAAGGAGCAAAUGGAAGUACUUUAUUGGUAUAUCUUGGACAAUUGCAUUGAGAUUGAAUCAUUUAGAGAUGAGCAUAAAUUGCUGUUGGAAAGGGAGAGUCUCAACCAAUUGGAAGAAAGGCAUAGGAAAAGUUUUCCAAGUUGGUUUAAGGGUCGUGUCAAAGUAUUGUAUGAUCAGAAAUCUGCAUUGGUGAAUGAAGAGUUGUAUGUAUUAGCACAGGGUCCAACUCGCCGAUGUGUCCAACAUACUGGAUGUAUUGUGAAUGGUGUUCGAUGGCGAAUCAAACAGAUUGAUCAGACUAAGACAACCCAAAAUAGUGGAGUAAUGACCAUGGGGUCACAUGAAGGAGAAGCUUGUACUUACCAUGACAAGUUACUCAGUGUUGUUGAAGUCCAGUUUCAAUUAGGCUUUAAGGUUAUUCUUUUCAAUUGUGAGUGGUAUAAUACAGGGAACAAGAAUAAUAGAGUGAAGAAAGAUUAUCAUCUCUUGUCAGUUAAUAUAAAUAGUCGGUGGUACAAAGACAAUCCAUAUGUGCUAGCAAUUGAAGCAAAUCAAGUCUUUUAUCUAGAUGACCCAAAGUUGGGUCAUCCAUGGAAAGUUGUUCAAAGGAUUCAGCCUAGGCAUGUUUGGGAUGUGCCGGAGAAAGAAGAUAAUGAAGAUGACAAUAACACUGACAACAAUGGUGAUGAGAAUACAGAUGAUGACAGUGACACUAACAUGGAAUGGGAAGUCCAGAUGGAGGAUGAUGAAAUUGAAACAUCGUUAGUUAGAGAUGAUGGCGAGCCUGAAACUAUAAUCUUAGACGAUUCCAAUAGGUCAUUGCUAAUUGACACAGAGAAUGACAAUGAUUUCAUAAAUGAUGAUGCUGACGUUAUGGAGGAUGAUGAACUAUCAUCAAAUGAAAAUGAAGAUAUAGUUGGCAGUGAGGCAGAUAGUGAUUUAGAAUAAUGGUAGUGGUCAAUUAGUCUAGAUGGCUCAAGGGAGAGGGAAGCGGAUACGGAAGGUUCAAAAAGUGCCUCCACCUCAACAGCCAGCUACAACAACUAUGGCAGAUAAUGUGUCAGCUAGACCUACUGUGCGUGAGACUGUGCCAGCAAUGCCACUGACAGAUAAUGCAUUUGCUACCCCUACUGUGCGUGAAAAUGUGCUAGCAACAACUACUGUUCAUGCUCAUGUCAGUCAUGUACGAGCAAGAGCUAACACGCCACCAAGAGCUAAUUUGCCACCACAAACUAAUGUGCCACUACCAGCUAACGUGGAUCCAUCAAUUCAUCAGCUGCCUACCCAACAAGAAAUCCCUUUUGUGGGCAUUGGCAUGAAAAGGAAGCGUGGUAAAUCAUGUGGUAAGGCUCUUCAGGAGCUUAUAAAGGCUAAUGGUGGACCUCUGCGUGUUGACUUUCAUCGGACCAUCCAUGUCCUUUCUGAUGACACAAUUUCUAAAAUGUUUACUUCUGAGAUAGGAAUUACUGUUCGAGGUGGGGCACCAGUAUGUAAAUAUGGCUGGUCUGAUAUUGAUGAAGAAGAUGAUAAGAGGUUGCUAAGAGAGGAAUUGCGGGUGUUCUUUAUGGUGGACUUAACUGAUCCAGCUGUUGUUGCGUAUGUGGAUUCCAAAAUGUCUACUGCCUACUCCCAAUUCAAGACUCGACUAAAGAAGGAAUGGAAAGCAUUUGGCUCACCUGAGCUAGGAAGAGCAAACCUGCCUAGUGCAGAUUUAUGGAAUGAGAGACCUGUCUCACAUUGGCACUGGCUUUGUGACAACAUAUACACCAACCAGUCUUGCAUUGAGAUUGCGGAAAAGAAUUCUGCUAACAGGUAUAUGCAACAACAUACUCACAGAGCUGGUGCACGGCCAUACGUGCAACAUGCUUUGGUGGCCUCUAAGGGUGGGAAGGAGUUGUCACUCAUACAGAAUUGGGGAGAGAAACACAAGGAUAAUAAUCAUGAAUGGAUCAAUGAGGCUGCCAAGAACAAAUAUGAGAAGAUGGAGGCUGAGAGGAAUGCCCUUUUAGAGAAGAUGUACCAAGAGGCACCUGAGGGUACUGCACAUGAUUCUAUCAAACUGACUUUGGAAGUUGAGUACCCAAUAAUGGCCAAGAAGCUUGGGAGGAAGGGUAGGAUGAUCCAUGGCAUUGGUAACGUCCCUCACAUACGUUCUAACAUACGUAGAGUAUCUGCAUGGGGUGGCAACAAUUCUGAGGUAGCUGAAUUGCGUGAUCUUAUCGACCAACUUACCUUUAACAUGCUCAAUAUGAAGGAACAAAAUGGACUAUUGAAGGCUCAAAUGGAAUAUUUAUUGAGGCAAUCUCCUGGGCAGAUGAGUGAGGAUGACUUCCCCCAUCCUAGCACCAACUGCUAAGUCUUUGCUUGAGUAGUUUGGGUGAGCAUUUGCUAGACUUUUGGUCUGAUGUCCCUUUUUGUGCAGUUAUAGCUUUUUACCAUGAUUAUGGUACUGUCUAGCAAUACUCAAGCAAAUCCAAUGUGUCCCUUUUGAGUAAUGCAAGCUGACACAUAACUAGUAUAUUAGAACUUUGGUGGAUUUACUUGAGUUUUGAUCUUGUGCCUCACUCAGCUCAAAGUCUCAACGCAUAUAGGACAUCUAAUUAGAUUAGUGCAGUGCUUCUAACUUUUGAUGUACAAAUGAACAAGUUGAUUAUAUAUGAAG
Rosa rugosa (rugosa rose) is the source of this 3707-nucleotide messenger RNA. RefSeq lists its product as uncharacterized. The record is from RefSeq and is a predicted model, not a curated record. The coding region runs from base 2016 to 3401 and encodes 461 amino acids. NCBI's taxonomy places the organism in Eukaryota, Viridiplantae, Streptophyta, Magnoliopsida, Rosales, Rosaceae. The transcript has 13 exons.